Messenger RNA from Emiliania huxleyi CCMP1516, 1704 nucleotides. RefSeq lists its product as hypothetical. NCBI's taxonomy places the organism in Eukaryota, Haptophyta, Isochrysidales, Noelaerhabdaceae. The record is from RefSeq and is a predicted model, not a curated record. Bases 1 to 1704 code for a protein of 567 amino acids. The transcript is spliced from 8 exons.
AUGAUGCAGCCGUCUGUCGCGCCUCCAACCAAGGCGUACCUCCUCGAGAAGAAGAGCGGCGGGAUCGCCGAGAUCAAGCACCGCGGCCUCAAGGAGAAGAUCCCCGUCAUCAAGCACCUUGGCGGCGGCGGCGGCGACGACGACGACUUGAAUGGCAGGGCACCGAUUCGCGCCGUCCUCCAGAAGGUGGACGUCGGGCUCAAGAAGAUCACGGGCUCGAUUACCGAUUUGCUCGGUGACGACCUCGGCGGCUUGCUCGACAACCUCCUCAAAAAGGUCUAUUCGUUCGUCAAGAACAACGCGCUCGAGCUGGUCAAGACUCUCCUUCGGGAGCUGGCCCACUGCGGUGGCCUCUUUGAGUCGCUCGAGGCCCGCGAGCAAAGCUUCACACGAGACGCCUCCUCGCAGGGCUUCCUCCACCGCAUCGCCGGCAAGGUCAACCGCACCAUCGAGCAGGUCCUCCGCGCCAUCAAGGGCCUCCUCAGCGGCGAGCCGGGCGGCAUCGAGAGACUCCUUGGGAGGCUGCUCCCCCACGAGCUCUUUGGAAAGAUCCGGGGGAUGCUCAACAGAAUCUUCCGCACCGACGACGCGGCGGAUGGGAAGACAGCCCUCGACGGCAUCUUCAAUGGCUCCCUCCGCAAGCUCUUCAAGAAGCUCAACAAGUUCAUCUCGUCCAUCUUCGAGACGCUGAACGACUUGCUCGCCAACCUCAACUCGCUCGUCGUCGGCACCCUCCAGAAGACGGGCGAGCUCGACAAGAACGUCUUCGAGGGCAGGGUCUUCAGCAGCAUCAAGUCGCUCGUCCUCUACGUGCUCGGCGACACGCUCGGCUUCGUCAAGAACACGCUCAACCGGGUGGGCGGGUUCCUCAAGCGGCUCUCUGCCAACGAGGCGGCGGAGCCGGAUGGCAUCACCUGUAACUCGGGCUGCGGCGGCAUCGGCGGCCUCAUCGACCGGGUGCUUGGGCGGGUGCUCGGCCUCACCGGCAACAUCCUCGAGGGCGUCUUCAAGAUCGGCGAGGCGAUCGAGAAGCUGCUCGGCGGAGCCAUUGGCAACCUGCUAGAGCACUUCAAGAGCGGCUUCAUCGGCGGGCUCGAGACGCUGCGCGGCAUCAUCAAGGGGCUCCUCUGCGGCUGGCUGCCCUGCAUCCUGAGCAGCAUCGACGCUUUCCUCUCCGAGAUCGCCGGCACGAUCGGAUGCGGCCUCGAGAAGGUGAAGAAGGGCCUGCGAGCCAUCCUCCGCGGCGACGAUGACGACCCCGACGCCAAGGGCGUCCUCGGCCACGCUGGGGGAUUCAUCCGGUCCAUCAUCGGCCAGGUCGGCGACGUCCUCGACGGCAUCCUGCCCGGCAUCCGCGGCCGCGUCAAGGGUCUGCUCGAGAAGGUCUUCGGCACCGACGAGACCGCGGGCCUGCUGCGGACCAUCUUCGGGCUCGUCCGCGAGCUGGUCGGAUUCGGCGACAAGCUGACCGAGCACAUCCUCAGCGCGGUCAAUGGCGCUGUCGGAGACCUGCUCGGAGACCUCUUCGGGGCGCUCUCCCCGAUCGCCGAGAAGAUCGGAGGCUUCCUCGGCGGCAUCGACGACGCCGUCGUCGGGCUCGUCGAGCGCGUCGUCACGCGGGUACUGAUAUGGCGCCUCCGGGUCGCAGCGGCUCUUGUGGUGCGCGUCGAGCACCAGUGGCGUGACGUUCUGAAGUCGGCGUAG